GUGACCGACCGUAGUUCAACUUUUCCUUCCAUCCACUUGUGAAGGAGAUGUCCUCUACAACUGAUAUCGUCGCCUCUUCUGGCGGAACUAGCCUCUUCAGCAAGGUCAGGACCACGUUUGCUGUCCUUGGAGGCGUUUAUGUUCUUGCUGUCGGUUUACUUGCAGUUCCAUAUUUCCAAAGCCACACAAUUUAUCUAAAUGCCAUCCGACUACCACUCUUCGCUAACUUUGAUGCUCCGGAAAAGUACGGUCUUGCACUCAACAAGACCCAUAACUUCAAGAUCCACACUUCCGACAAUGAGACUCUAGGCUCGUGGUUUAUCCUCGCAGAAUCUAUCUACCAGUCACUACCAACACCUUAUACACUCCCUCAACCCCACAUCGCAAACGCUAUUCAAUCACGGCCUACUAUUCUGUUCUUUCACGGUAACGCCGCUACCAGGGCUUUUCAUGCACGAGUUCAACACUACUCUUCGUUGACUGCCCGUCUGGACGUUAACAUGUUGGCUAUCGAUUAUCGCGGUUUCGCAGAGAGCUCUGGAACACCCACUGAAGAGGGCCUGAUUCGAGAUGCUCGUGCCGCAUGGGAGUGGCUCCUCAGUCAGGGUGCUAAAGGAGAGGACAUUAUCAUCAUGGGACACAGUCUUGGAACUGGAGUAAGCGCAAGAUUAGCUGCCCAGCUGUCGGACGAGGGCCUAAAGUAUAGAGCGGUGGUGCUCAUGAGUCCGUUUUCCAGUAUUGAAGAAGUCUUAAAGACGUAUAACGUUAUGGGUACUAUUCCAUUGAUCAAACCCCUUACCAUGAUCCCAUACGCAAUGAACUUUGUCUCCUGGGUUCUAGUACACAAAUUUGAUACCCUCAGUGUCGUUCCUAGAAUCAAAGGGGAAGUUCUGAUUGCGCAUGCUGUGAAUGACUGGGACAUUCCCUACACACAUUCCGAAGUUCUCUUCAAUGCUUUCCUCGAAUCCCACCUUCCCUCCGUUGAACUUCCCUCAAACCCUGCUGCGUUAAGCAAGGAGCAAUGGUCUAGGUUCACGAACCAAAUCACUGCCCGAAACGCCAAAAUGGACGAAAUAGUGGAUACGACCAAUUUCCCUUACUUUGGCACGGUGAAGCGAUUCUCAGAGGGCGAACGUGACAUAGUCUUUGUCAAAACACUCGAGGGAAGCCACGAUUAUAUUGGCGUUCAAGAAGGGCUCCAAGAUAUCGUAGGAAGAAAGUACGGAUUAUUCGGAAGCACCAGCUCCGACAGCAGCACUCCUGCGCCAGUGACGCCGAGUGGUCUCGCAGCCGAUAACCUGGAUUUUAUGAAGCCUCGCAAAGAGCUUUUCGAUGAGUUCAAGUUGCCGUUGGAGGAGGCUAUGUGA
Marasmius oreades (fairy-ring Marasmius) is the source of this 1367-nucleotide messenger RNA. RefSeq lists its product as uncharacterized. Gene Ontology annotation, biological process: phosphatidylserine catabolic process; monoacylglycerol catabolic process. Gene Ontology annotation, cellular component: endoplasmic reticulum membrane. NCBI's taxonomy places the organism in Eukaryota, Fungi, Basidiomycota, Agaricomycetes, Agaricales, Marasmiaceae. Bases 48 to 1367 code for a protein of 439 amino acids. Gene Ontology annotation, molecular function: phosphatidylcholine lysophospholipase A1 activity; monoacylglycerol lipase activity. The transcript is spliced from 6 exons. The record is from RefSeq and is a predicted model, not a curated record.